UUGGCAACCUCCCAUGUAUACACACCCUGAAAUCUUCACUUGACAACUUGGUGAUCACACGAGUAGAAGCAUAUAAAGGUCUGGCGUGAGAAAUAACUUGAUUUUUAUCCAGUGCUGGAUAUUAUAUUAUUUCAAAAUGUUCAAGAACACAUUUCAAAGUGGAUUUUUAUCAAUACUUUACAGCAUUGGUAGCAAACCGCUUCAAAUUUGGGACAAAAAGGUUCGGAAUGGCCACAUAAAACGAAUUACAGACAACGAUAUCCAGUCAUUAGUGUUAGAAAUUGUUGGAACAAAUGUUAGCACAACAUUCAUCACAUGUCCGGCAGAUCCAAAGAAAACACUGGGGAUAAAGCUCCCCUUCCUGGUUAUGAUUAUCAAAAAUUUGAAGAAAUAUUUCACAUUUGAAGUUCAGGUAUUAGACGACAAGAACGUGCGGCGGAGAUUCCGAGCCAGCAACUACCAGAGUACGACCCGCGUGAAGCCGUUCAUCUGCACCAUGCCCAUGAGGCUGGACGAUGGCUGGAAUCAAAUUCAGUUCAACUUGUCUGACUUCACCCGCAGAGCUUAUGGAACAAACUACAUUGAAACACUACGAGUGCAGAUUCAUGCCAACUGUCGAAUUCGUCGAGUGUACUUCUCUGACAGACUAUAUUCAGAAGACGAAUUGCCCGCAGAGUUCAAGUUGUACCUCCCAGUAACCGGCAAACCAAAAGCAUAACAAACGUUUCAUAGGAAGUGGUUCAUCAUUGUAAAUAUCCCAACUGUUACUACUCAAAGGAUCGGAAUGACCUACGAUAUAUGGGACGAAUCAGAUUUUGGAUUCUGCAGCAGCUGUUUAUUAUUGAGACGUUGUUAUUUGAUAUAAAUAUCACUCAGACCUGAUUGAAGACUUUACUCUUAAAACUGAUGAUAUUGAUUAUCAAAUUAACAAAAGCUGUCUUGGACUUUUAUAUUGUUAAAAUACUGAUAUUAAUAUCAAAGUAAUAUAAAUUUUAUAUUAUCAUGCUUGUAUGACUAUAAAAAAGCAAAACAUCACCUGAUAUUAAUAUUAAAUUAUUUUAUUUAAAAAAAAAAAGACAGCAUACUAAUAUUAAUUUCGAAUAAAAAAAACUGCCACUUGAUAUAAAAUGACCCCAAAAAUGUAUUAAGCCUUUAUUUUAAAAAUAUAAUAAUAUUGAUAUCAGAUAACAGCAGGCCUGGGUACGGUUGCUUAUUUUGUUAAGAAAUCUGAAAUGAGACAAAUUAUACCUCCACAAAACAAAAUAGAAAAGAGUGAAUAAUAGCAUAACCAAAAAGCUGAAGAGUCCAAAAAUACCAGAUACCAGACAAAAGCAAGGUGUAACAGUAGAUUCGGUGUCCGCUACACAUCUGUCGUGCAGCGGCAAAACCUGUUUAACAAAUUGUUUUGUUCACAAUUUUAUAUAAUGUAAUUUUUCAGGUUACCUUAAAUUAUGUCUAGUGAUGGUUAUUUCCAGAUUACGUUUUAAUGCAUUACUGCAAACUGAACUGCAGUUGGCUUGUUUUACCACUGGAAUCUUCAUCACCACAAAUCAAGAACCUAGGACUCCCAGUGAUUAAGUUGAUGUCCCACCCAAAAAAUAAGACAUUUCAUAAAUGAAAAAAUGGGCUUAAUAACUGGAUACAAUGAUCAUUAGUGUUGAGGCAUCAAUAGUCUUGGUGUCAAACAGCCAUUAAAAAGGUACAACUUGCCUAUUUCUUGAAAACAAAAUGUAAAUGUAAGUUACUAAGUUUUGUCGUUGGACGGCAGUCAUAUAACACUGCCAUAGGUGACAAGACUUGCUGUGGUGAAAAAUAACACCGAUAUACGUUACCUUUUUGCAUUUGGGGACUCCGUUUCUACAUUAUUGGCCGUUGCACCAUACUUAGUGGUAAAGCUGAACAUGAACAGUUUGGAAUGUGGAAGAUGUACAGAAUGUGUAGAGAUCAAAAACGUCUUGAGAAGUUUUGUUCCCAACGUAUACUGGCAAGGGAAAUUUAGCUGUUAGUUUAUAACCAUCACUAAUAUAUAUAUUUCAAAUAGAAACUCAUUACAAUAUCAUAUGUAAUUAAAAUCAUCAAAUGGCCUUUUUUUCUUUUUUUUCCUUUACUUUUUGAAUGAGUUGUUGGGAUCUGUUGCAAUAUAUUUAAAUGUUGCUUGUUAUAUUUUAGGGUUUUUUUAAUCACGCUCCCAACUCCUCAUUCAGAAUUUAUGUUCACAACAUGUCAUGUUUGGACUGUUAAAUUGUUUAUACUUUUUGUAAAUAUCACUUCCGUAGGUAUCGAAUAAAUGUUGAAGUAUUA
Molecule: messenger RNA, 2301 nt
Organism: Gigantopelta aegis
Lineage: Eukaryota; Metazoa; Mollusca; Gastropoda; Neomphalida; Peltospiridae
Product: cilia- and flagella-associated protein 20
Exons: 5
Coding region: 137-718 (193 amino acids)
Biological process (GO): regulation of cilium beat frequency involved in ciliary motility; positive regulation of cell motility; cilium assembly
Cellular component (GO): ciliary basal body; motile cilium
Source: RefSeq, a predicted model, not a curated record